CAAUUUUUUUUUUUUAAUUUUCUUUUGCCGACCAAAAAAAAAAAAAAAAGAAAGAAAAAGGAAAUGAAAGAAUGAAACUUUGAUGAGUUAACUCACUCACCAAUCUCGCUCUUUGUCGGUUUUGGUUCCUCAACUGUUUGCAAAAUGCAAGACCUCUUCGGAUCAGUUAGCCGUUCACUAGUGUUCCGUGCAACCCCAGACAAUAACACCCAAGAAAAUAGUCCUCCAUUGGCAACUGCAGCCAAUGCCUUUGUUGAAAGGAUAAAUUCUUGCAUCCGCAAAUCAAGGGUCUUCUCCAAGCCUUCCUCUCCGUCGCCUUCUCCUCCUUUGAUCCGAUGGCGCAAAGGAGAGUUGAUUGGUUCCGGUGCCUUUGGCAGGGUUUAUAUGGGCAUGAAUCUUGAUUCCGGAGAGCUUCUUGCAGUGAAAGAGGUGCUAAUUGCGGCAAACAGUGCUUCAAAGGAAAAAACACAGGCUCAUAUCAGGGAGCUCGAGGAAGAAGUAAAGCUUCUGAAGAACCUUUCGCAUCCCAACAUUGUUAGAUAUUUAGGAACAGUGAGAGAGGAGGAAACUUUAAAUAUUUUGCUCGAAUUCGUGCCUGGCGGAUCAAUAUCAUCACUUUUGGGAAAAUUUGGACCCUUCCCUGAAGCUGUUAUAAGAAAAUACACAGAACAGUUACUAUUGGGCCUUGAGUAUUUACACAACAAUGGAAUUAUGCACAGGGAUAUUAAGGGGGCAAACAUCCUGGUAGAUAAUAAAGGAAACAUUAAACUUGCAGAUUUUGGUGCUUCCAAACAGGUUGUUGAGCUGGCUACUGUGUCUGGUGCCAAGUCUAUGAAGGGUACUCCAUAUUGGAUGGCUCCUGAAGUCAUUUUGCAGACUGGACAUAGUUUUUCUGCUGAUAUAUGGAGUGUUGGCUGUACGGUAAUAGAGAUGGCCACUGGAAAGCCUCCUUGGAGCCAGCAAUACCAAGAGGUUGCUGCACUCUUCUAUGUCGGGACAACAAAGUCUCAUCCACCUAUUCCAGAACAUCUUUCUACAGAGGCAAAAGAUUUUCUGCUGAAAUGUUUGCAAAAGGAACCAGAUUUGAGACCAGUAUCAUCUGUACUGCUAAAGCAUCCCUUUGUCACUGGAGAAUCUCAGGACUCCAAUACUGUUUUGCAUGCUUCAGUCAUGGAUAACUCUGAAAUCUCUUCAGCAUUACAUGCCACUAACCCUGAAGGCUUUCAAGUUUCAAGGUGCCGUGACUCAGCAGAUAUGUGUAAUUUGGGUAGUCUGAACUGCUCAAACACGUUUGUUGAAAAGUUUUCAGAAAGCAAAAACUUGUGGAGAAUGGACUGCAAUGAAGAUGAUAUGUGUCAGAUUGACAAAGAUGAUUCUAUGAGCUCUAAUCCCACUUGCGGAACUUCUCAUGAUGGGAAGGGCAAAUUUGAUGAUGAUCCUGAAAUGGUAGCAGUUGGUUUCCCUACUGCUUGUGUUGAAGGGGGAAAUGAUUUUUCAUAUACUGGUGGGCCAUCGUUCUCUGAAGAUGAUGAUGAACUCACUGAAUCAAAAAUUAGAGCCUUUUUAGAUGAGAAGGCAUUAGAACUAAAGAAGCUACAAACACCAUUAUAUGAAGAGUUCUACAACAGCUUGAAUUUAUCAGGCUCCCCAAGUUUCGUUGAGAAACGUGAGGAGACACCCCCAAAUUACUUGAAAUUACCUCCUAAAAGCAGAUCCCCAAGUCGUGGUCCAGUUGGCACCCCUUCUUCAGCAGCUGAUGCUAUUAGUACAGGAAGUCCAGGGAGUAACAGUAGCAGGCGAGUGUCAAAUGUUGGCAAUGCUAGUGACCAAACUCCACAGGACAAUUCAUCCCCUCAGCAUUGUGAUUGGAAAGGGCUUCUAGUUGAUGGCCAGCCAGAACCAAGCAGCCCAAGUUUAGUCUUCUCUGAGAGACAGAGGAAGUGGAAAGAAGAGCUUGAUCAGGAGCUUGAGAGAAAGCGAGAGAUGCUGCGCCAAGCAGGUGUGGGAGGGAAGACUUCUUCGCCUAAGGAUCGAGCAUUAAAUAGGCAAAGAGAUCGGACAAGGUUUGCAUCUCCAGGCAAAUGAGUGCAUGUUAGAGUAAACAGCACCUCCUGAGAUGUUCUUACCAAGAGUUCAUCAUACCUUUACAUUCAUGAUGAAAAUGACCGCGACAAAUUUGUCACUGUUCAACCAGGAAGAAUUGCCAUUUUAAAGGCCUAGUUGAUGUUACUCAAACAUAAUAUAUAAAUAGUCAUACUAUAUUUUUCUUUCCCUUUCCCCCCUAUGGGUGUUUUACUGGUUUUUGAGGGGUUUGGUAUAUGCUUCCAUAAGCUUUUCUGGUGCAUAUAUUUGUAUUACUGAUGUAGAAUAAUAAUGAUAAGAUUUUGUGAUUUGAGAUAUGGAAA
Molecule: messenger RNA, 2405 nt
Organism: Gossypium raimondii (Peruvian cotton)
Lineage: Eukaryota; Viridiplantae; Streptophyta; Magnoliopsida; Malvales; Malvaceae
Product: mitogen-activated protein kinase kinase kinase ANP1
Exons: 17
Coding region: 145-2085 (646 amino acids)
Biological process (GO): protein phosphorylation
Molecular function (GO): protein kinase activity; ATP binding
Source: RefSeq, a predicted model, not a curated record